AUGGGUCCGAGACUGCCCGCGCGCAACCAGGCUACAGCGCGGCAAGCUCGGAAGAAGAAGAAGCAGGAGCUCGAGACCUUUGCCUUCGAGCCGGAUGAAGAGGACCAUUGCGAGACGCCUGGAAGCGCUUACAAGCACAUCGUUCACCUCCUCCGGGAGAUCGCCCAAGCGGAGUUCCCGGAGGACCACUGGAGGGUCGCGUCAAAGAAGAUACGCAUCUACGACCCGUACUACUGCCAGGGGGGCGUGAAGUCGCGACUGGCGCGCCUGGGCUUUGAGAACGUUUACAACGAGAAUGAGGACUUCUACAAAGUUUGUGCGCAAGAGCAAGUUCCUGGCUUCGACGUGCUGGUGACGAACCCGCCCUUCUCAGCCGAUGAACACUUUGCUGUUGCCCUGGACUUUGCCAUCCGCAAGCAGAAGCCCUGGUUUAUGAUACUGCCGGUGCACCUGGUCUUCCGAAGCCUCUUCGUGAAGGCCACCGAAGACCUGCCCUGCAGGCCUUUCUUCUUGGCGCCGCCCAAGAAGUACAAGUUCCGGACCCCGGCGCCUCUGCCACCGCCUAAGCUUGACAAGGUGCCCUGCGAAGUGCGCAGCGUGCCCCGCGCGCCCGAGACGCCGAUUGUCUCAGGCGCGCCGGGGUCCCUGGUGCAACUGCCCUACGAGGAGGCGGUGGCACACAUCGAGCAGGACCUGCUGGCGGCGCUGAGAUGCGCGGACAGCGGAUCCUACCCGCUGCUGGGGGCCUGUGAGCCUGGGGAGCUGUUGGGCUUCUACCAGGAGGUUGUGCAGCGCGGGAGCACCCGAGACACCUGGGAUGCAGUGAUGUACCAGCGCAUCAGCAACUCCUACGCUGCGAGGCGUCCAGAGCUGAUCUGGCUGGACGACAAGGUGGCGCAGGUGCAACGGGUCUCAGAGCUGCUUGACUGCGGGGUCCUUCACUUGCCGCUGCUGGCACACGCCGCGGCCGAAAAUGGCGAGAGCGUGGAGAAGAUGCAGAAGACGCUGCUGGAGGUCGCCAUGAACGAGCCCGUUGUGGUCAAGCCCAGACAUGGCGCAAACUCCUGCUUCGUCAGCUUGUGGCCACAUCCGGGGGAGAUUGGUGAGCAGCAGCUGCUGAGAAGCAUUGAGGUUGCUAUGGAGGGCGAAGACCACUCGUGGGAGAAGGAGUGCUGGCAGCUUUCGCAGGUGCCGCGCGGGGCAAUUGUGCAGCCGAUGUAUGCCAUUGCAGUGAGUGGCCAUGGUCCUCGCAGUCGCUCUGCACCGAUGGAGCUGAAGGUGCAGGUCUUCUUUGGGCGAGUGGUUGGUGCCACCUUGAACACGCACCCCCAGCCUUUGUGGGUCGCGUGGAACGGGGUGAUCCAGCUGUGGGACAGCCAGGAGCUGAUUGCCAGGGGCCAGGUGCGGUGCAAAAGCCUGGACCGAUGCUAUGGCCGCACUCUGCCUCCGGAGCUGCUGUGGCAAUUGCAGGCCCUGCGCACGGUAGUGGACCACUCGGCCUCCGCGGCGGGCGGCGGAGCCGCUCUGGGCACUUCGGGGCACUUUGAAUGCUCCUCCACCACCGGGGAUCCGGUGGCGCCGCCCAAGGCCAUUCUCGAAGACCACGAGCAGGGGGAUGGCUGGCAUCUCAUCAUUCUGGUGAGUGGCUACUGGAGUAACAUCAAGGAUGGCAGUCUGAUGCAGGUGGCUACCAGCCUCUGCGAAGCCAGCUUUGGAGCGCCGGAUCGAUCAUUGAUUGUGGUCUUGGACUCGAACUUGGACCUCCACAAAUCCGUAGAGCACUUUAAUCUGCAAGCGGAGCGUGCCGGCCAGGAGGUGCUAGAUCUUCUGGACGCGAACGCGCGGCAGAACCGGAGCUUCGCGGGCUACUCCUUGGUGGGCCACUCCUUGGGCGGCCUCGUGGCGCGGAGCUUGGCCACGCAGCUGGCGGAGCAACGGCCCGCCCUGCUGCCCCGUACCUACAUCUCGAUUUUCACCCCGCACCUGGGCCUGCAGGGCUUCGUCGCGGAGAAGGUGCUGCCGGCCUUCCUGGCGGUAGCGCGCCGCUUCGAUGCAGGAGGUGCCGCCGAUCUUAUGGAGGAGGAUAUCAUCAAAAGCGCGUUGGUGAGCAUCUCCGCUCAGAAGCACCGCGAAGCCUUGGAGCGAUUCCAGAAGCGGGUGCUGUAUGCAUCAACGUCUGAUUGGCUGGUGGAUUUCGGCAGCGCGGCAAUGACUUCGGCAUCUGGCCCCGAUGACAUGGCUGAUGACGAUGAGGAGCCGGAGAGCACUGCUGUGGAGCAGGAGUACGAGUAUCCCCUGCUGCGGCUGCGGGAAGCACCCGCGCCAAAACCUGUGAAGUGCUUGGACAACACGGUGCGCUGCGCUGUGCUGCGGAUGUUGGCACCUGUGAAGUUCCGGCGAAUUGUGGUGGAGUGGGGCCUCUUCGAACCGGAGAAGCACUCCAACAAGGCCAUGAGCUUUGCGGAGCAGAUGGAGCUGCACCGGCACAUGGCCACGGAGUUGGGCUCCGCCUUUGCACUGCCCCGUGGUGCCAGGUGCGCCCAGGACUACUGCGCUCGGGGCCUGGAGUGCCGUCAGGGCCGCUGCCAGGCCAAGCUGCUCACCAGCGCGGCAUGCGGCGCGUCCGAGGAAUGCCAGAAAGUGGGCCGUCAGCUCAACCGCAUCAUCAAUGCCACGACCCUCAUUGUGACCAGCAGUGGGGGCGGUGGUCAUUUGGUGGCCGCAAGGAACUUGUACGAGGGCAUCGUUCAGGAGGCACAGGCUUCCUAUGCCUCAGCGCAGCGUCUUCUUGCGGACCACAGGACGCUCUUCACUGCCGCUACAGGCGAGCAGCUCGAGGCCACGCUGAGGCAAAUGCAGAUGGGCAAGCCCCCUGUGGAGACGAUUGACAUGAUGAAGUCGGGGUGCACGGACAUCUUGGGCAUUUCCAUGGGCGACUUCAUGUCAAAGCAGUGGGACAGCCGACAGCGCGCCGGGGACAUCGAGGGCUUGAAGAAGCUGGUGGCCAAGCAGCCCUGGACGCAGUUCCUCUUCGGCUCGCAGUGCAGCACCUACAUUAAGAAGGUGCUGCGGGGAAACAACCUGCAGGGCCUUCCAGUGACAAGGCUGUACUCUACACAGCCGCUGCUCAUCGCUUCGCUGCUUGAGGCGGCAUCAAAGGCUUCGAAGGGGAGGACAGAUCCUGUGGUGGUAGAUCUCUUCAUGACGGAUCUGCCCACCAACGAGGCCGUGCACUUCUUUGCCGCGCUCCAGAGCAUCAAGCCCAAGCUGGACUCGGAGUGGAAAGGCAAGCUGAUCCUUCACAGCCUGCCGCCCGCCGGAAUGGACGCCAGCGACGUUUCUGGCGGCCAGGCGGAGAUGGAGCGGCUGUCCGGGGUCCCCAGGGAGCAGAUCUCGCUGGAGAAGUUCAUGCCCAUCAACAGCGCCUUCACAAAAGACAGCGGUCUCCCGGCACCGGGGAAGGAUGUGGCGAUGAGGUUCAAGGCUCAGCUGCCGCUGGAGGAGGAAUUCUUGGCGGAGCUGGGGAAUCCGCUACUGGUGGGGGACGAGGACGAGGUGGUGCUGGUGAUGCUGGGCUCUCAGCCCACGGCUUCGGCGGUGAAGGGCUACGCGGAGCAGAGCCUGGAGCUCCCGGAGCCCGCGAAGGGCACCAGGUACGUCUUCCUGGCCUGUGGCAAGCCCAGUGUGGAGGCCUAUGCGAACCUCUACAGCGACCUGGUGCUGCUGGCGCGCGGGGUGGCCCCCGGCAGUCGCACAGUGCUGGUGCCAUUCACAGGGCAAGAUGCCAAGAAAUUGCUGGGCCGAGCUGACAUCUCGGUGACGAGGAGUGGGGGCAUGACUGCUGGGGAGCUCUUGGCGCUGCGGAAACGGGAGACAGACCGGAAGCAGGCGCUGCUCCACGUGGAACCUUUGACCCAGUCGGCCACCGAAGUGCUGGCGCAGUCGUUGGGGGACAACGAGGAUGACGAGCAGUCCUUCACCGACGCAGCGCUGGAGGGCAUGGUGCCUUGGGAAGCCGGCAACGCGCGGUAUCUCAUCGCCACCACCGGAGCCAAGGUGGUCACACCCAAGAUUUUUGCCUCCGCGGUGCAGAACCGAUCCGUCCUGCCCUUCGAGCCCGAUUGGAAGCUCUUCCUCCACCUCCUCGGGUUUGGCAACGAUAUCAUCGCCUACACCCAACGCCAGUGGAAUUUGGGGUGCAAGGCCUUGGCGUGCAGUCCGGGCAUCAAGGACCGCCCGGUGCGGCGAAUGGAGCUGCCCGGAGGCCGCAAAUGUCAGCGAGCCUUGCGGCGUCUUGGCGGGGAUGCGCCCAAGACCUUCGGCUAUACCGCAGACGUGCUGUCGGAUCUCACCAGCGAUCCGUUGGCGGCGUUUGGCCUGGGUGACGCUUUGGCAGCGAAGAACCGCCUCGGGCGUGUGCCGAAUGGUUUCCAAUGCGAUGGCACCUUGACGGUGCUGCGACGGAGGCCCUCGUCGAGGGGGGCGAAGUUUCUGAAGCUGCACAAGCUAGUGGACAAGGCGGCGCAGACGGCCGCCACCGCCUGUGGCUUUGUGUUUGCGCACGUGGAAGAAGGAGCAGCCGCUCCUGAGAUCGAGCUCGUGAGCAAGUCGGAGCCGCGCGAUUCGUUUUUCCCAGUUGCUCCUGAGAUCGAGCCCGUGAGCAAGUCGGAGCCGCGCUUAGACGAGCUGCGAGUGGAUUGGCUGCUGGGGGAUGCCAAGUGGGGCCCGCGGAUUGGAGAGCUCACCUACGUGGGCGCAGGUUCCCGUGUGACGCCGCCCUUGGCCAUGCGUCUGGCCAAAGCCUUCGCAGCGGGGCAUUUGCUGCGGCUUCGGCGCCUGCGAUUGGAGGAGUGGGAUCAGGUGUGUUUUUAUUUACACCCGUUAAAGGGUCCCGUUAAAGGGUCCCGUAAAAGGGUCAUGUGUGUUGUUUUCGUGUGUGUGUGUGUGCCUUUUCAAGGCGAAUGUUAG
Effrenium voratum is the source of this 4968-nucleotide messenger RNA. Lineage: Eukaryota; Dinophyceae; Suessiales; Symbiodiniaceae. The record is from the annotation of a GenBank genome assembly.